UGAAACAAAACCCUUACGAGUUUCUUCGCCUGUUUGACAUGAAGUGAGGGAGAGCUCGAAAAUGAGCAAAAAAAUGUCUCAAAAUCACCAAGCUCUUCUUUUUAUCCAGAAAAUGGUGAAGAGUCCACCAUUGAAAGCUCUCUCACUCUUCAACGACACUCCCCAAGGAUUCCAACAUACACCUCACUCCAUAUCAUUCAUUCUUCAUCAUCUUCUUUCUUCUAAUUUACUUGUUCAAGCCCAAUCUUUCAUUCUAAAACUACUCUCUGGUCAAAUCUCCUCACACCUCUUCACGCCUUCCUCUCUUCUCCACCAACUAUCUCAGCCCAACUCCUUUCCUACCUCUUCCCGUCGCUAUCUUUUCGAAGCAAUCAUCAAUGCCCAUGUUCAAUCUCGAUUACCAGAAGAUGCCCUUUGCUUUUUAGCACGUAUGGUGGAGCAGGGCCUCGUUCCCGAAUCGAAAGUAUUUAACAAUGUGUUGGGUUCUCUUGUUAAGUCCAAUAACUUCGAAAGAGCUUGGUGGGUUUUUAAUGAAUUUAAGAAUAGGAUUGAAUUGGAUGAGUAUAGUUUUGGGAUCAUGAUCAAAGGUUGCUGCGAGGCUGGUGAUUUGAAUAGAGGUUUCCAGAUUUUGAGUCAGUUGGAGGAAUUGGGUUGGUCUCCAAAUGUUGUUAUAUACACUACUUUGAUUGAUGGGUGCUGUAAGAAUGGCGAUAUCGAGCGAGCAAAGAGGUUGUUUUCUAAGAUGGGUGAGCUUGGUUUGGCUCCUAAUCAGUAUACUUAUACUGUUUUGAUUAAUGGGUUUUUCAAGAAAGGUCUUAAGAAAGAUGGGUUUGAGCUUUAUGAGAAGAUGAAGCUCAAUGGAGUCAUUCCCAGUGCACAUACUUACAAUUGCCUAAUCAAUGAGUAUUGUAACGAUGGGGAAAUAAGUAGUGCAUUUGCUCUGUUCGAUGAAAUGCGUCAACAAGAGGUUGCUUGUAAUGUUGUCACGUACAGCAUCUUAAUUGGUGGGUUAUGUUUAAAGAAACGGGUUGAGGAAGCUGAGAAGUUGAUGGAUCAAAUGAAAAGAGCUGGUAUUAGUCCGAGUUUAAUUUUGUUCAAUAGGUUGAUUGAUGGGUUCUGUGAUGCUGGUAAAUUGGAUAAGGCAUUGAGCUUAUUUAAUCAAUUGAAGUCACUCGGCCACUCUCCAUCUCUAGUCACUUACAAUGUUCUAAUUGCUGGUUAUGGUAAAGCUAAAAAUUUAACAGGAGUUGCUGAUGUAAUAAGAGAAAUGCAUGAGAGAGGCAUUUCUCCUUCUACAGUGACUUAUACAAUAUUAAUCGAUGCCUUUAUUCGGUCAGAUGACAUGGAAAAAGCUUCUCAGAUACAUUCUAUCAUGGAGAAAGAUGGUAUAGUUCCCGAUGUUUACACCUAUGGGGUCUUAAUACAUGGGCUAUGCAUGAGGGGUAACAUGAAAGAAGCAUCAAAACUGUUCAAAUCAAUGAGUGAGAAGGCCGUGGAGCCAAGCGAUAUUAUAUAUAACAUGAUUGUCAGUGGUUACUGUAAGGAGGAUAACUCUUACAAGGCCCUGAAGUUGCUUAAAGAAAUGAGUAAUAAGGGAAUGGUUCCAAACAGGGCUAGCUACAUUUCCACCAUUAAUGUUCUUUGCAAAGAUGGAAAAAGGCGUGAAGCUGAACUUGUACUGAAAGAGAUGAUCAUGUCAGGUUUAACACCACCAUCUAAGACUUGCCAACUUAUCUUUCAAGUGGAUGCUUCUUAAGCCGCUUGCUUGAUCGAAUGAUGUCGACUGUAGUCAUUCUCGCCUUGUAUAGAGCUCCUUUGUCUACUCUUUGGUCCUUGGGAAGAGACUGGAUUCAAAUGGGUAUUUCUUUGCUUGUUUUGUUCAUUAUAAGAUCUUGAAAAACAAGUGUAUGAAAGAGGUGCUUUACACUCAACAACCUCAACAUUGCCUAAGUGCACUGCCUAGUGAAGAGGUAUCCUACCUAUGUCAUCAGCUUCUACCACUGAAGAUGGACAUGUGUUUAAAACCUUUCUCACUAAAUCUGCAUAUCAAGAGGUAAGGGUUGUUAGGAGCUGCAUGAAAAGCAUUCAUUGUCGUUCCUUCCUCCACAUGAACUCUGUGGGGAGCAGUAUCAAGAAAAUGAAGAGCAGCCUUGUAAAAGCAUCUAACCACAGCCAAGAUGAGUGGAGGAGAUUCCCCAACGUUGUUGACAAAACAUGUUCAUUCUCGGUCUUCGUCAAUUAGUAAAAAUAGCUACCUUGUAGUGACCAUUUCGAACAGCUUCAUAUUUGACAAUCCUGAUUCCUGAGCAGGCUCCUGUCUGCUUCAAGAUCUUUUUUUUGCCUUUCACAUUUGUUUUGUACAGAAAGCAAAUAGGUUGAAUAUAGAACAUCUUCUCAAAUAGUUACUAUAUAUUUGAACCUACUUUAAUGAGUUUGUCAGAUGAUUGUGCUCAAAUACUGACAAAGGAGCAAAAUGAUGGAUCAUUUGCAUAAUGAUGGUACACAAAUCGUUGUUGUCUUCCAGGACCAGGCGUUCGGGUGCCAUUGUUCUCUUGGUUCAAAUUCUUUGCAUAGUGAUUAGUCGGAUUGACCCUAUAGCAAUGAUAUAGUUUUCUAAUUGACAGAUAUUGUAGGAUUAGGUGGAUGGUGUAGUUUAAAUAUAUAUAUAUAUAUAUAUGAUUAGCCAGAUAUUUAAUGCAUUUUAAACACAAUGAUGGUGAAUAUGAUAAUAAUAUAAUUUGGAAGGGCAUGAAUCCAGCUGCCUUUAAUGGUAGCCUUGCUCCCCUAUUGUUUAUAA
Messenger RNA from Humulus lupulus (European hop), 2797 nucleotides. RefSeq names its product pentatricopeptide repeat-containing protein At4g11690. The transcript is spliced from 2 exons. NCBI's taxonomy places the organism in Eukaryota, Viridiplantae, Streptophyta, Magnoliopsida, Rosales, Cannabaceae. Gene Ontology annotation, molecular function: protein binding. Bases 62 to 1756 code for a protein of 564 amino acids. The record is from RefSeq and is a predicted model, not a curated record.